AUGCCAAAGAAAGCUAAGAAAGGUGGAGGAGGUAAAGGUGGAGGGAGGACAGAGGAGGAGCGGCUGGUGUACCUGCAGCAGAGAGCGCAGGCUGAGGAGGAGAUGGCCCAGAAGAAGGAGGAGAUCCUGACACUGUUCCUGCAGGACAAGCUGCAGAAGGAGGAGAGGAACACGGCGGUGAACCUGCUGAAGGUGAACGAAGGCUGGAGGUCGAGUCUCCGUCAGACACGAGCCGCUGAGCUCCGCGAAGACGCCGCCAUCUUCGGUCAGACGUUUGAGAACAAGCUGGACGGCCUGGGCAGCACCAUGAAGAAUCUGGAGCGUGCCCUGCAGGAGGUGGAGCGUCAGUCGGCUCAGGUGCGGCGGGUUCACCUGCCGCACCUGGAGAGUCUGAGGGCUCAGCAGGACAAACAGCUGAUGUUCCAGCAGCGGCAGUGGGAGAACGGCUUUGAGCACUUGAGCUCCAGCUUCGCCUCUGAGAGGACCCGGAUGCUGGCGCAGUCCCAGCAGCAGCGAGCGGACCUGGAAGACGCUUCGUUCAUGUUGGAACAGCGACACCAAGAGGUGAUGCAGGAGACUCACGCACUGUACAACGACUGCAUCGUGUCGCAACACAGCGAUCAGGAAGACAAGACGGAUACUAAGGUCCAGGAGGCCAAGGAGAGGCUGAAGGAGAAGAAGCAGGAGGUUCUGCAGCUCUACAGCAACGAAGCAGAAAAGCUGGACAAGCUGGUCCUCAGGAAGCAGGGGUGCGUUCAAGCGACGGACGAACUCACGAAGAAGGUUCAAGAGCUGAAGGACUUGUCCCUUCAGCUGAAGGUGAAGAUCAGCUCCGCUGAAGCAACAAAGGAGCAGGUGGAGGAACAUGUGAUGGCCGCCAGCAACGAGACGAAUAAAAAAACCCACGCGCUUCAGAGUCAGCUGACCCAGAACCAGACGGCGGCGCGGAGACGGCUCACCGAGCUCACCGUGCAGAGCAACAACGCCACAAAGAAGCUGCAAGCAGUUAUCAGCAAGGCUGACAAAGUUUUACGCGUCGGCGAAAUGUGUCGGAAGCUGGAGAGCGAACAGGAAAACGUCUUCACGUCAGCGUCGCCAGCUGCACCCAAUCAGAGCUCUGACACUGAGACGGAGGGCGCACCUGAGGAGAAAUCUGAGUUUGCAGAGCUGCAGCACGUGACCCGGCGCAUCAACGAGGCUCUGCUGCACCGAGAAGCUCUGAAGGAAGAGAAGGAGCACCUGAGCCGAGAGAACCGGCAGCUGAGGAUUCUGCUGCGGCAGCACCUGGACGCCAUGACGGCCAGCGACCGCACCUUCGACGGACGCGACGCUCUGCUCACCGCGUACAGGGCCCCGACCACGACGGUCCCGUCGGACUCCGACAGACGCCACACGGUCAUCGAGGCCGUUCACGCCGUCAGACAGUCGCUGUAACACAGACACAAAGGACUGAUCAUAAAGUUCCGCUGAUUAGAAAGAACGACGACAACUUUACCACAAAAAUACAAGAAAACACACCGCGUGAGACGUGUGUGUGUGUGUGUGUGUGUGUGUGUGUGUCACCAACAGUUCACA
This is a messenger RNA of Toxotes jaculatrix (banded archerfish), 1575 nucleotides long. It is a transcript of the gene drc2, whose product is annotated as coiled-coil domain containing 65. Gene Ontology annotation, biological process: cilium-dependent cell motility; regulation of cilium movement; axonemal dynein complex assembly. The record is from RefSeq and is a predicted model, not a curated record. The transcript has 8 exons. Bases 1 to 1434 code for a protein of 477 amino acids. Gene Ontology annotation, cellular component: axonemal dynein complex; axoneme. NCBI's taxonomy places the organism in Eukaryota, Metazoa, Chordata, Actinopteri, Toxotidae.